AUGGAUAAUAAUGACCCUGAUGAAGAUCAUCUUACAAGUUAUGAUAUUCAACUCAGUAUUCAAGAAUCCAUUGAAUCCAGCCAGACUGCAUUUCAUCCUGAAAGAUUUGUCCCCCUCAGUGAUCAGAACAGAAAACUUGUGGAGGCCAUAAGACAAGGUCACAUUCUUGAGCUCCAGGAGUGUGUGAAGUAUAAGCGUGCACUGGACGAAGCCGAUGAGAAAGGAUGGUUUCCAUUGCAUGAAGCUGCCGUUCAACCUUUUCAACAAAUACUUGAGAUUGUUCUGGAUGCAUCCUACAAGACACUCUGGGAAUUCAAGACCUGUAAUGGAGAAACACCCUUGACUUUGGCAAUCAAAGCUGGUCUGGUGGAAAAUGUAAGGACUUUACUUGAAAAGGGAGUAUGGCCCAACACCAAAAAUGAUAAAGGAGAGACGCCCCUUCUGAUUGCUGUAAAACAGGGCUCCUACAACAUGGUGUCUACUCUGAUAAAACACAACACCAACCUUGAUCAGCCCUGUGUCAAGCGAUGGUCAGCAAUGCACGAAGCAGCCAAGCAAGGCCGGAAAGAUAUCAUAGCUUUGCUACUAAGCCACGGAGGCAAUGUCCACCUGAGAGAUGGAUUUGGAGUCACACCAUUAGGUGUGGCCGCUGAAUAUGGUCACUGUGAUGUGUUAGAACAUCUAAUCCACAAAGGUGGGGAUGUGUUUGCUUUGGCGGAUGAUGGGGCAUCAGUGUUGUUUGAGGCUGCCGGGGGCGGUAAUCCUGACUGCAUUGCUCUCCUGCUGGAGUAUGGAGGAAGUGGAAAUGUGCCCAACAGAGCAGGGCAUCUCCCUAUACACCGAGCUGCCUACGAGGGACAUUAUCUUGCACUGAAAUAUCUUAUCCCAAUAACAUCCAAAAAUGCAAUUCGGAAAAGUGGGCUAACUCCCAUUCACUCAGCAGCCGAUGGACAGAAUACCCAGUGCCUGGAACUACUCAUUGAAAAUGAUUUCGAUGUCAACGCUCUUCUUGCUGACCACAUUUCCCAGAACUAUGAGGAUGACAGGAAGACUGCGCUCUAUUUUGCUGUCUCUAAUAAUGACAUCCAUUGUACAGAAGUCCUUCUGGCUGCAGGUGCAGACCCAAACCUAGAUCCCCUCAACUGUCUACUUGUGGCAGUGAGGGCCAAUAAUCAUGAGAUUGUCCGACUGCUUCUCUCCCAUGGGGCUAAUGUCAAUUGUUACUUUAUGCACGUGAAUGACACCCGUUUCCCCAGUGCCAUUCAGUAUGCCCUAAAUGAUGAGGUCAUGAUGAGGCUGUUGCUGAACAAUGGCUAUCAAGUGGAGAUGUGCUUUGACUGCAUGCAUGGUGACAUCUUUGGAAAUUCAUUCGUGUGGUCAGAAAUAGAGGAAGAAGUACUGCCAGGAUGGACGUCUUGUGUAAUUAAAGAUAAUCCGUUCUGUGAGUUUAUUACAGUUCCAUGGAUGAAACACCUGGUAGGCAGCAUUAUUCGUAUAUUGAUAGAUUACAUGGAUUAUGUUCCUCUGUGUGCUAAACUGAAGUCUGCAUUAGAAGUACAGAGAGAAUGGCCAGAAAUCCGCCAAAUACUAGAGAAUCCUUGUUCAUUGAAGCAUUUGUGCCGAUUAAAAAUUCGAAGACUUAUGGGACUCCAGCGACUCUGCCAGCCAGCCUCCAUGGAAAAACUUCCACUACCACCAGCUAUUCAAAGAUACUUAUUAUUUAAAGAGUAUGAUCUCUAUGGACGGGAGCUAAAAUUGCCAUAGCUUAAAAAUAACAUUUU
Molecule: messenger RNA, 1781 nt
Organism: Marmota flaviventris (yellow-bellied marmot)
Lineage: Eukaryota; Metazoa; Chordata; Mammalia; Rodentia; Sciuridae
Gene: Asb15
Product: ankyrin repeat and SOCS box containing 15
Biological process (GO): intracellular signal transduction
Cellular component (GO): cytoplasm
Molecular function (GO): protein binding
Source: RefSeq, a predicted model, not a curated record